This is a messenger RNA of Xylona heveae TC161, 699 nucleotides long. RefSeq lists its product as hypothetical. Bases 77 to 556 code for a protein of 159 amino acids. Gene Ontology annotation, cellular component: cytosolic small ribosomal subunit. The record is from RefSeq and is a predicted model, not a curated record. Lineage: Eukaryota; Fungi; Ascomycota; Xylonomycetes; Xylonales; Xylonaceae. Gene Ontology annotation, molecular function: structural constituent of ribosome; RNA binding. The transcript has 4 exons.
CGCAAUUCUGGGUUCGACGACAACGACGACGACGAGCAUCCGACCCGGCAGACCGAUAACCCAGCACGCCGCAAUCAUGCUCAUCCCCAAGGUUGACCGCAAGAAGAUCCACGAGUACCUCUUCCGCGAGGGUGUACUCGUUGCGAAGAAGGACUUCAACCUCCCCAAGCACGGUGACAUUGACACCAAGAACCUUUACGUCAUCAAGGCUUGCCAGUCCCUUACUUCUCGCGGCUAUCUGAAGACCCAGUUCUCCUGGCAAUGGUACUACUACACCCUCACCCCUGAGGGUCUCGACUACCUCCGGGAAUGGCUCCACCUCCCCGCCGAGAUCGUCCCUGCUACCCACAUCAAGCAGCAGCGCUCUCACGUUCCCCCUCGUGGCAUGCUCGGUGGUGAAGAGAGACGGGGUCCCCGCCGCGACCGUGGCGACAGAGAGGGUGGCUACCGGAGACGCGACCAGGGUGAGGGCAAGGAGGGCGGUGCCCCCGGCGAAUUCGCUCCUCAGUUCCGUGGUGGCUUCGGCCGUGGUCGUGUUCCCGCCCGGGAGGCUUAAAUUGGCGAUUAUUUGAUGCCAUUAAUACUCUUCAAAAUAAUCAAACGGAAAAGUAACAUUUUUCAAUUUGGGAUGGCUUGAUUGGGCCGGAUGGUAGCGUGUCUGGUCGAGUGACAGAAAUUGCCGGGGUCGCAUAGGUCGAG